Molecule: messenger RNA, 3634 nt
Organism: Strigops habroptila (Kakapo)
Lineage: Eukaryota; Metazoa; Chordata; Aves; Psittaciformes; Psittacidae
Gene: ARMH1
Product: armadillo like helical domain containing 1
Exons: 11
Coding region: 2306-3562 (418 amino acids)
Source: RefSeq, a predicted model, not a curated record
CAUUUAACUUCCCUGUGUCUGUAUGUUCCCAUAUGUAAAAUAGUCAUCAUAAAAAUAUUCAUGUACAUUUUCAGGGUACUUUGUAAUGUCGGCUUAAAGACUACUCUGUCAGCAGAUGCUGUUAUUAUAGCAACCAGGGACUGAUACCACUGUAUCCUCAGAACCCUCAUGUUAGCAUUGUUUCCAACUCUUCUCUUUUUUUUUUGCCAUUGAUUCAUAGGCAAGCCCCAUGUAUCACUAAAAUCCUCACGUCUAGAGGCUGGUGCUGGUAUUUCUGAAUAGUGGAGGGCUUCCUGCAGCUUUAUAAUAAAAACAGGAUAGCAUUACGCCACCAGCAUCUUAAACAUAAAUAUGGGAAUGUUAAUUUAGAAUCAAUUUUGGGAUGUUUCAGACUGUAAAGUUCUUUUAACUAGAUCUCUGUUGAGGACAGAGGAGCACUUUAUGGGACUGUAAAUUUCAUGCAAACAGUCUCUGUGAAAUACAGGUUCCCCCUACACACUAGCUGUUCUCUCAAUAUCAAUCAUAUGCCUUGCAAGUAAUGUUUCACAAAUAUUCGGUAAAUCACAGGAAAAUGCUGGCAGUAAUGUGAAAUAUGACAUUCACUUGACUGUUUCACCAGAGGCCCCUAACAGGCCAUUCUCCUGUCAGCACUAACAUUUGUUAUGGCUAAUAACAUUUUCAAUCACAACUAUUUUGGGAAAAUGGAUUUAUUUUAAACCUCCUUCCCUGCAAAGGAGAUCCUGAAAAUGCCCUGCCAAGGACACAGGCUCCUUACAGAGCACAGACCGUUAAUUCCCAGAUGAAAUUUCAUCUCAUCUUAGUUCUCAAACGUUGUUUCUUAGACAGCUUUUUGAAGACUUUGUUUGUUUGUUUUCGGGCACUGAGGUACAUGUUCACCUCUUGGUCAUUGCUUUCAGUCUGGCUGAGAUAAUAGCAAUAGAGAGUUACUUUUGAGCGGGUAUCUUGGGGAUAUUCCGGAACUGAUUUGGGAUUUUGCUCCAGAUUCUCGGAAAAAAAAGGCUUAAGAACUUUGUGCAUAGGAAAUUGGUAAUCUUGGUAUUACAUUGAAAGAAACUUCUUAUUCUGAAACCUGAAGAUUUUGUGUCAUUUUAACUUUUUUUCUUUUAAACCACACUUUACAUAGAACCUAAAAUGGUGCUUUUCUUAUGUAGGAAGUCCAAGAACUGUAUUAGACAAAGCAUGAAUUCCUUUCUCAUCCUCAAGCAUGUUGCUACAGCUUGAUGGAGGACAACAUACCUGUGUUAAUGUAGCUGUGACCUCAUUCCUCUUUCUGCAUCUGUCUGUGUACACAGACACUGGUGUUUAACUGCGAUGCCCCUGGAGACUGGUCAGUCUCUUGAGGCCAAGCACAUACACAUUAGUGGAAUUCUCACCUGCCUGAAUGGAGAACUUAAUCCUCUGAUGUUUCAUCCCCCUACAAAGUGUACCUUCACAAUUGUCAAGGUGGACUAGGGGAUACCAUACUAAGCCAAAAGUGUGCUGAAGAAUUUGGGCAAAAUAUGGAUUGUUUUAUUUAACACCUGUAUGAAGGGAUGGAAGGAAGUGCAGGCAAGGGGUGUUUCUGGACUGUCUUCUUGUCUAUAGUUCUUAUAAUUUUAGGUUUUCUUAGAUUGUUUAAAAACAUGCCGUAGCAAUUAGCUAAGAAAAAACAGGGCAAAUGUCUGUCAUGCCAAAGGGUCCCAAAGUGCUCUCCCACUGACAAGGCGAAGCACAUCUUCCUGGAGUGGAUGUGGACCCAGUCCAAAUGACUGUCACUGCAUCACACAAGUGAGGGCACGCUGCGCUGCUGUGCUAACAGGCAUUUACAGCCCCCUUGACCCUGUCACUCCCCAUAAAUCCAUACCUAUUUGUGCUCUCAUUUCACCCUAGUUAUUCUCUGGCAGGUCAGACAUGAGAUGCAGUUUUCAUAUCAUGAGGCUAGUGAGAAACCAAGGCUGGGGUAAUGGGUAACAUCAAAAUUACUUUAUUAACAGAGCAGAGAAGAGAGCUCCUGUGGUGAAGCCACCUGCCCUGGAAAAUAAUCUCAAGUCUGUUGCAAAUUCAUUGUGCAGCUUCAGACAUACCAGGAACCCUCCUUUUGCCUCAGUUUUCCUAUCUAUGAAAUGAGUAUAAAGGAAAAUGAGAUUAAAUUAAUGGCUAGUAAGUGCUUUAAACCUAAAUGAUUCUGUAUUAUUUGCCAGAUAUUUCAAAUCUGAUUUUGGUAGAAACUCCUUAGUGCAGACUUAUUCUAUCUUCUAAGCCCUUUUUUAAUUUCUUUCUGACUUUUCUCUAGGCAGAAGAGAUUAUGACUUCUGUCAAAGAGCAGGAAGCCAUCAGGAGGCUCAUGGUUUUCUUGCAGGAAUGGGAUAGUGCCCACAAAGUUGCACGAAGCCACAUCCUGGACAACUUCAUUAAAAGCAAUGACAGCAAGACAGAACCAGAACUGGAGCUGGAGUUCUCCCAAGGAGCCAGCUUGUUUCUGGCUCGCCUAGCAGCAUGGCUCAGGAUGACCUACACGUACAGCACAUGCCUCAGCAAGCUGCUCAGGUCCAUUGGCAUCUUCUUAUCUGCUGCAAGCGGACACAGGUACCUUAUCGAAUUCCUGGAGAUUGGAGGUGUCUUGAUUCUCCUGGAAAUACUAGGGCUGAACUACCAGAAAGAAGACGACAAGAGGGAGUCUGUAAAGCUGCUGCAGCUCAUUGCAGGUGCUGGCAGGAAGUAUAAGGAGCUCAUCUGUGAAAGCUACGGGGUGCAGUCCCUUGCCAAGUUCUUGGCCACUUCCAACUCAGCAGAGGCUCAAGACGACACGCAGAUUCUGCUGGACUCUUUGGGCCACAGCAAUCCCAAGUACCAGAACCAAGUCUACAAAGGCCUCAUUGCUGUGCUGCCAUGCGCCUCCCCCCGAGCCCAGCAGCUGGCUCUGCAGACACUACGGGUCAUGCAGGACAUGGUGGGAGAGGCGCCCACAGCCGUGGUGGAGCCAGUGCUGGACGUGCUGUGCUCAACACACCUGCAGGUCCAGUAUGAAGCCAUCCAGCUGCUGAAGGUCCUCAUGGCCCAUCAGGUCCGCCCAGCACUGCUGGGGGGCCUGGUGGCGUUACUGACACCACCCUGGAGGAAAGAGUUCACCUUCUGCAGCGAGACCGCCAAAGACCCAGCCGCACUUGGCCUGAAGGAACCCAAGCUGGUGUAUACUCAGCAGGCAGCUGCUGCAAAAAUCGUUGGUGUCUUAGCCAAGGAGUCAGCAGAAGUGGCUGAAAAGCUGAUCCAGAUGAAGGUGGUACAUGGCCUGAUGGUUGCUGUGGGGAACCUGGAUCAUGUGGUCAGCCAGAGAUAUGCCAGCAUAUCCCUGGAGUAUUUUGUCCAUACAUUUCCCUUCGUGGAGGAGUGCGUGAAGAAUGCACUAGGACCCACACUGUUCCAGCACUUCAUGGUUGCUGCCAGACUAGCUUGUACAGGAAACAAUCCUCUUCAGAAGGAUGUCAUUCAUCUUGCAGCAUUUCCUCUUCCCAACCAGAUCGACCCACCACAAACUGCUCAGGAAGUCCCACUGCCACUCUGAAGUAAAGGCAGCAUUUCUAAGGAAUGGAUGAAUUGUUUCUGGUUUGUGUAGAAGUGCAGGGAUCUACCCCCA